Pseudoliparis swirei is the source of this 3377-nucleotide messenger RNA. RefSeq names its product F-box protein 22 (gene fbxo22). Gene Ontology annotation, molecular function: protein binding. Bases 943 to 2100 code for a protein of 385 amino acids. Lineage: Eukaryota; Metazoa; Chordata; Actinopteri; Perciformes; Liparidae. The transcript has 7 exons. The record is from RefSeq and is a predicted model, not a curated record. Gene Ontology annotation, biological process: positive regulation of proteasomal ubiquitin-dependent protein catabolic process; regulation of skeletal muscle fiber development; protein polyubiquitination.
AGUGCUGUGACAUGUGACCGAUUUUAAUUUAUUUAUAGCCUAAACUUACACAUUUUUGUCGGAUUUACAAUCUGUGCACAUACGGCAUCCUCUUUCCAUGGCCCUCAUCAGUUCAGGAAAAAACUCAAUGUAUAGAUGUAUCCUUUAUUCAUUCCCAGGGGGAAUGUUUUUUAUAGCAGCAGCAUGCAAGGUUAAAUAGUAAACAUAACAAAUAUUAAGUAUGAAAAAUGCUCAAUACAUACAAUACAAUAAAAUUGCAACAUAUUGUAUAAAAGAAAAUGCUAACUAUAUAUAUAUAACAUUUGAUAUAUUAUAUAUAAUUACAUAUUAAAGGGAAGAAACCUUCAAGAGGAACAGUGGCGGAUCCGUCUUCCUGGAUGGACAGAAGUACAAUAGAGGUCAUGUGUACAGAAUGAACAUAACAGUUACAACACAUUUAAUGCAUAUGAAUGAAUUAUUCAUAUGAGAGUAGUAGGCAUGAUGUAAAAGUUACAACUAUCAAAAAUAACAGCAGUGAAUAUAGUAAGCUAAAUGACAUUCCAUUUUACUUAUAGAAAUAUAUUAGGUGGCGCUUUUGUGCUUGUAAUGGUUCUAAAAUAAAACUGUCCACGUGACAAUUUAUUACGGACUAUUGCCUCUGGCAUUUUUUCCUCCAAGAUCUUAAAAUAAAUUAAUUCUAAAAAGGUGAAAUGAUAAGCAUUUUACAAGGGAACACAUAUCAGCACAAAUACGAAUAUUUUGAGUAACACAUUUUCUUUCUUGUAUAACUACCAUAAUUAAAUUUUAACAAACUACAGAGAAUGUAAAGGGGGAAACUUUAAACUGCCAUAGCUCCUCCUCGCCGCAGGGGGGCAGUGUGUCGCAGCGGCGGCGGUGAAGAGGUGGAAGGUCGUAACUGGGCAGUCUUGCAGGAAAAACCGGACCACGUCUUGAGAGCAAAACAUGGGUGAAAAUGAAGAAUUUACCGAGUAUUUACAAGACUGCAAGGGUGCUUACGUCCUCAGCAACGUCGCCGAAGUGGUCGAGCGAAUUCUGACCUUCGUACCGACAAAAUCGCUGCUGCGGAUCGCAAGUGUGUGCAGACUGUGGAGGAACUGUGCCCGGAGAGUGCUGAGGACUCACCAGCAGCUGACCUGGGUGUCGGCCUGUGGGCAGUACAAAACGGAGGCCCACGUCCUCUGCAGCAUCCUGGCCGAAGAGGUGGAGAAAGUGUUUCUUCUGCCCAAAACUGUUCUGGCGUUGGUCGACUAUGAAGGCUUCACUGGACGAGCGUAUAGCCACAGAUAUAAUAAAGCCAAAAAGAAUCGCCACAGUCCAAACACGGUUGACGAGCUGAACCUGCUCUUCCCAAAAGGCUGUGACAUCGUGGGCAUCACCACACCGGGCGUCGUCUUGACUCCCAGCGGCUCCUGCUCCAGCCGUCCUCAGGAGUACCAGGAGGGGGAGGCCGGCUUUGCCAUCAUGCUGCCCAGUAUCGAAGGUGUCCACGUCAAGUCCUUUCACUUUUGCAAGAAGUCCAUCUCCCCGACGGCUCUCAAAGAAGCAGGACUAGUCGACAACCCGGAGCUUCGCGUGGUUCUGAUAUUUGUCUAUGAGGCGUAUAAAACGGGAGGUUCGCAGUUCCUGAGCCAGAUCCUGGAGCCGCUGGCCAAGAGCAAAGCGCUCAUCGCCGGGGGCCUCGUGGAGAGUGUCUUCUCUCCUCCCAGACAGUGCUGUAGCCAGGGGGCGUUCGGUGUGGUGGGCCUGGCCCUGAGCGGCCCCAAGGUGCAGGGGGCGUCGGUGCUCCUGAACCAGGAAGUCAGCGACCCGAAGGCGGCGGAGGCCACGAUCCGGCGGCUGAAAGCGGCCAAGGUCCCCGAGCGGAACACCCUGGGCUUCAUGUUCGCCUGCGUGGGCCGAGGCCAGAACUACUACCACAACCAGGCCAACGUGGAGGCGGAGGCCUUCCACAAGGUGUUCCCCAACACGCCGCUCUUCGGCCUGUUCGGCAACGGCGAGAUCGGCUGCGACCGCAUCGUGAAGGACGACUACACGCUGUGCGACACGGACAGCCUGCAGCACGAGUACACCACGGUGAUGACCCUCGUCCAUUUGGGCUGAACGGGGGACAAAAGGAAACGAGGAAACGCAAGUCGGGGAACAAGAAACAUUUUUUUUUUUUACAGCGUCGCUCGCUUUCAGACUCGAGAAUCUCGGCGCCACCAUUUCACGCUCAUAAAGCAGGAAAACGAUCCGGUUCCGCCGAUGCAAAGGCUCGAUUUUUGGGGAAAUUGUGUCCAUCGGCUUCAUGUUAAAACUAGUGAGUUUCACUAGAGUUUUAAUAUUAUUAGUAUUAAAAUGGGAUGCUGUUUGUAAAAUAUACGUGUAUAUAUUUUUCCUACAUUUGGGCCCAUAUUCAAGGCAUAUCUUACCCACUAACCUCGUAGGUCUUGUUUUUGCAGGUAAGUUUAAAAGAUACACUUGUGUGUCCCCCGAGCUGUUGUUGUUGUUGUUGUUGUCAUUGAGCGCAGGCACUUUUUUUUAAUGCAAGUAUCAGUGUGUGCUCCCUCUAACCGCACAAUCGAGGCAAUCUGGAUUUUAAAACGCUCUGUCAUUUUACGUUUUACACUUAUUGUUUUUUACACACACACAAAAAUCUGCGUUGACCUAGAAAUUAAUACUUUUUUUGCAAGAUAUCUAUAUAUCGUGGUUCAAAUGGGCAUCAGUGAGAAUCUUACAGUGCCUCUUUUUUAAUGUUGUUUGUCCGCAUCGGGUCAUAGCUCCUACUACCUACUUCCAAAUAUUAAUGGUUGGGCUAAAUGCUUAUUGCAGCUGAAAAGAGUCCCCCCUAAAAUUUCAAACUUUAGGAAAAAGUUCUACUGUCCAAUGUUAAUUUUUUAAAUUAUUAAUUCACUUGGAUAACGGUUAUUUUUUAAAUCCUGUGAAUCCAAAUAAGAUAUAAAAACGUUACACAUGCCUUUUUAUACGACAGAAUAAUGCUAAAACUCCAUUGAUGCUUUAUAUAAAUGUGUUAUUUUCUAGAUGGCCCUGUCAUUAAUCGUUGCCAACCUCUUUUUUUUUCUCACGAAGAAGAAUAUUCUGAUGACAUAAAGGUGCAAUUUCCAGUGGAUAUAUGUUUGUUGAGCAGUGAUUGUUGCAAGAGUGGUUGUUUUUGAGAAAAUUCCAAUCUUACUUUUUGAAAAAAAUGAUUAGAAGUCCUCUUUUUGUGUUUUAAUUCCCAAAUAUGUCCUCAGAGGGUUUGGAGAGGAACAUAAACUGCAUUUGAAGUUGGUGUCUUUGGCUCCUGAGGCGCAUGUCGUUUUGUUGAUGAUGCACUUUUCUACAUGUGCCAAAUAACAGGCGUAUCUGUUCUGCUCAAUAAAUUUGCUCAAAACUUG